AUGCAUCUGUGGCUCUCGGCCUGGAGCCGACCACUACCGGUCAGUCUGAUUCUCCAACACAAAACUCUUCGGCCUCUCACAACGAGUUGUCGCCUACUUCGGUCGACAGGUAGAAAGUCUACCUUCGCCCCAUCCCCACAACAACUAAAGAUCGCAGAACUUUGUUCUUCUCAUAAUGUUGUGGUAUCGGCAAGGCCAGGGUCUGGCAAAACCGCUACAAUAGAAGCCAUUGCGGCGAAUCACCCAGACAAGCGAAUUGGCAGCAUUCUCUUCUCAAAAAGACUCCAGAGUGAAACCUCUCGUCGCCUUGAGAAAUAUCACAACAGCGAUACCUUCACUUUUCACGGCAUGGCGGGCAAGCUAUUGGGAACAAUCGUGCCAAACGAUAAGGAACUUAUCAAACUACUUCGGAAGGUUGACCGCAGCCGUAAGCUUCCCUUGUGGAACUCUGCGCCCUUUGACAUCGUUGUCUUGGAUGAGUUUCAGGACUGUAAUCCAGAAACCUUUUGGCUAGUUGCGUGUUUUCUUCGGUCCAACAAUGUCGCAAAAGGAGGUCAGCCCGCACGUAUUGUCGUGCUUGGCGACGAACGUCAAUCGAUAUACCGUUUUCGCGAUGCAGAUCCGAGAUUUCUAACUCUGGCCCCAGAGUUGCUAGGUCCGAUAAGUCCUUACCCUUUUGAUGAGGUUCAGCUGGGGAAAAGCUUUCGAUUACCCAUGCCGACAGUCGAGUUCAUCAACCGAGUGUUUCUAGGCGGAGAGCAGUACAUCUCGAGCUCAAAACACGGCCCAAAACCCAUUGUCCUAAGGUGUGAUAUCAUGGACAGUCACGCAUUGGCCGAAGAGCUAUCUCCUUACAUAAAACGUUUUGGGCCAGAGAAUUGUGCCAUCAUAGCGCCGACUGUCCGCAAAAGCGGACCACUCAAAUACCUGACCAACGCACUGGCUAAGGACCAUGGAAUCCCUAUAUCUGUGCCUACUGACGAUGAUGCGCCUCUCCACGAUCAGGUGAUUCAUGGGAAAAUGUGUAUCUCUACCAUUCACCAAUUUAAAGGCAGUGAGCGCCAACUGGUGAUACUUCUUGGCAUGGACGUUUCAUAUUUGGACUAUUUCGGUCGCGACCUACCAGACGACAAAUGUCCCAAUGAAGUCUUUGUUGCUCUGACACGCGCUUUAGAACAGCUUGUCUUACUGUACAACUACGAAGAAAAAAUGAUGCCCUGUGUCUCUGUUGAUGCUAUAUCUGACACAGCAGAGAUCAUUAAUAUGUUAGAAGAGGUCGACAAUAAGACAGGUGACAAAGCAGAAGAGGUCGACAAUAAGACAAGUGACAAAGCAGAAAAGGUCAUUGAUAUGACAAUUAACGAAGCAGGCAUUAAGCUACCUGACCCGCCCGGUAGGCCUCCUCAGCUGGGUCUUCUUCUUCCAAAGACCUGCUCCGCCACCGAAAUAGCUCGAUACCUUCAGGACGAUGCUCUUGAUAAAAUAGUCAAGCGCUUUGUGUGCGUCAAACGGGUUUCGUCACGUUCGUCAGGCCGCGGACGCAUUGAUAUACAGAAUGUGGUCGCUUCAGACACGAAAAAGGGGUUCUACGAAUCUGUAAGCGACAUAAACGGUCUUGUCAUCGCCGCAGCUCUGGAGCUUGAAAUUUCAGGAACGAUGAAGUCAUUGGGCGUAUGCCAAAGGGAAGUCGAGAAGAACAUGCAGAGACAUCCCCAAAAACUGGUCUCCUGGCUUUGUCGCCACGCCUGCAAUUAUGAAGCCCAGCAAUCUGGCUACCAACCACGUAAGAUACAAAUGGAACAUCAUGCCUUUGAUUGGAUGAGGCAUAAAGAUCUUGAGCUUGCUCGGCGUCGACUUGAGAAAGAGUUGGUAGAUACUACCAGACACCUGGAAUUUGAGGUUGGAAUGGGGGGCAGGUUUUACGUUGAUGAUCAGCAUACGAAGCUCUCUGGCCGAGCAGACAUUGUCACAUCUUCUUCUCUUGGCAACAAGGACGGGGAGAAUAACAAGACAAUCUGGGAAAUCAAGUUUGUUCAGCAGCUGAGCAACGAGCAUAUCGUCCAGGUUUGUGUAUAUGCCUACUUACUAGGAUACAAGGAUGGGAAACUGCCACGCAUCAUAUUAUUUAAUGUGAGGGAUGGGGAUAAGCGCGAGAUCAUACCACGCGAUGGACUUGCUGGGUUGCGAAAGCUUAUCACGAACGUCCUGAGACUGCGGUACACAGCUGUAGGUGAGGUUUCGUACGAAGACUUUAUCCAGCGUUGUACUGAAAUCACGCAAAGAGUAAUGAGGCUGAGCGAUGGUAAGGACGAGGAAUGA
This is a messenger RNA of Fusarium poae, 2319 nucleotides long. RefSeq lists its product as uncharacterized. Gene Ontology annotation, biological process: recombinational repair. Gene Ontology annotation, molecular function: 3'-5' DNA helicase activity; ATP binding; DNA binding. The record is from RefSeq and is a predicted model, not a curated record. Gene Ontology annotation, cellular component: nucleus. Lineage: Eukaryota; Fungi; Ascomycota; Sordariomycetes; Hypocreales; Nectriaceae. Bases 1 to 2319 code for a protein of 772 amino acids. The transcript has 2 exons.